AGGUGAGCCCUGCCUUCCGUCCCCGCGUCCCUCCCCGAGCCGCUCUCCCGUUGCUGGGUGCUAAAGCAAACCCCAGCUCUGUUUACCGAGUCUACUAUUACAAUACGGCUACCAAAUAUUUGCCAGCCGUCAGCUCGCUGCUCCGCUAUAAAUACUUCAGGCCCAGGUGGAGGGACGGGCAGGGGGAGCGGCGCGGGAGCCUAUGCAUGGCCAGGCAGCAGCGCCAAGGGUGAGUCCUGGGGGUGCCUCUGAGCGCUGACAUGGCUGCGGGUGUCAUCCAGCCCCUGGCCGAGCUGCGGCUGCCCUCGCCCUUCCCUCACGGCCUCCUGCUGCCCACGCACCCUGAGCCCGACUUCCCCGACCUCUCCGAGGAGGAGGAGGAGGAGGAAGAAGAGGAGGAAGAGGAGGAUGUGGAAGCAGUGGAGGAGAGCGUGAGGCCGGAGCUGGCCAGUGUCUCCAGCACUGCCGAGACCACCCUACGUCUCCUCAAGUUUUCGGAGCUCAUCAGCUGUGACAUCCAGCGCUACUUCGGGCGGCGGGGCCGGGAGGAGGCCAGCAGCCACCCCGUGCCCGCGGACUGCGGCUCACCCCAGAGCGCUGAGGCUGUGCCCGAGGCCGUGGCCCCGCGGGCCAGCCCGGGGGCCACGCACAGGCUGGGGCCGCUGGCCGAGCUCUUUGAGUACGGCGUGCACCGGUGCCUGCCCGCCCGGGUGGCCGGCGGCAGGACGCAGCGGCUGGAGAGGAAGUACGGCCACAUCACCCCCAUGCACCGCAGGAAGCUGCCACCCUCCUUCUGGAAGGAGCCGGGGCCAGGCCCCGCCAGCCUCCUCCACACUGGCACCCCUGACUUCAGCGACCUCCUGGCCAACUGGACAGUGGAGCCAGGGCCAGAGCUGCCAGGGGCUGGGCGGGAGCUGCCGGGUCGCCCGGGGCUGGAGGCAGAGCCCUUUGCUGGGCUGUGACCCCACUGUGGCCCCGGUCCCGCCACGUGCCACCCAGUUAAUGAUAAACCUGGUGGCCCCAGUGCCAGCGCCGGGGCACUCGGAGCUGCCGGGUCAAAGCUGGUGACGGGACGAGUGAAUAAAUGACUCCCGC
This is a messenger RNA of Poecile atricapillus (Black-capped chickadee), 1095 nucleotides long. RefSeq names its product proline and glutamate rich with coiled coil 1 (gene PERCC1). The coding region runs from base 261 to 962 and encodes 233 amino acids. The record is from RefSeq and is a predicted model, not a curated record. The transcript has 2 exons. Lineage: Eukaryota; Metazoa; Chordata; Aves; Passeriformes; Paridae.